ACUCUAUCUGCUCAAUUCCUCGCCGAUUCCUGUCUCGCCCUCUAUAAAACCAUCCUCCCCUCCCACUUACCAGAUUGGAUUUACCCGCCCUGCCCUUGCUUUACCUCGUUUCUUUGUCUACAUUCCAGCUGCCAAAACAUAGUUCCCCGGAAAUUAAUAAGAAUAUGGCACCGAGGGCGAAGUCGGCCGUUGCUAAAGGUAACAGUAACGACAAGGAGGUGCAUUUCAGGGGAGUGAGGAAGAGGCCAUGGGGAAGAUAUGCGGCCGAGAUCAGAGACCCAUGUAAGAAAAGCCGUGUUUGGCUUGGUACUUUCGACACGGCGGAGGAAGCCGCUCGGGCCUACGACGCCGCCGCGAUAGAGUUCCGCGGCGCUAAGGCCAAGACCAACUUUCCGUUAGUAUCCGAGGAUGUGGAUAACAAGAAAAAUAGUCAUAGUAAUAACCAGAGUCCGAGCCAGAGCAGCACGGUGGAGUCCUCGAGCCGCGAGCCGGCUCUGAUGGUCGAUUCCUCGCCGCUGGAUCUCAAUCUUGCUCACGGUCAUGGAGGCGGAUCUGGCCCUGCCAACUUAAUAUUCCCCUUCCAGCAGCACCACCGCCAGGCCCCGGCUGUUCAAGUAUUCUCAGGCGGUAUUCCGGCGGCGAACCACAUGAUCUUUUUCGACGCGAUCUUUCGCGCCGGGAUGGCGCAGGGUCAGCCCUAUCAACGGCUGAGUUUCGAUCGCGCUCCCGUGGCGAGCGAUAUCCAUGCAGCGGCCUUCGCCCAUGGGGUCCAGAGCGACUCGGAUUCCUCCUCCAUCGUUGAUUUGAAUCAUCAGGAUCUCAAGCCUCGGAGAGUCCUCGAUCUCAACUUUCCUCCACCGCCGGAAGUUGCCUAAGUUUUUGGCCGUUAAAAUGAAAUGAAAAUAAUCGAUUUUUCCUUUCUUAUCGUUGAUAUGGAUUUUAUUUUUAAUUUCUCGAAUUUAGGGAAGCUAGCAAAAACGAAAACCGAACUCCAAAAUCAAUGAGCAAUAAUCAUAGCUCGAUGUGAAUACUGAUCUCCUUUUUUGCAACAUAGUCAAACCAAUAGUGUUUCUUUCUGUUGUUCGAAAUUUAUUCAGGAGCCUCUUUUGUUUUUCAGUUGUAAUCUCUCGUUUUCGGAAGUUGGUCUUUUUCCCAAUGAAAUUAACCUAAAAUUUUAUUGUA
Messenger RNA from Juglans regia (Persian walnut), 1182 nucleotides. Its product is annotated as ethylene-responsive transcription factor 4-like. Gene Ontology annotation, molecular function: DNA binding; DNA-binding transcription factor activity. The record is from RefSeq and is a predicted model, not a curated record. NCBI's taxonomy places the organism in Eukaryota, Viridiplantae, Streptophyta, Magnoliopsida, Fagales, Juglandaceae. Gene Ontology annotation, biological process: regulation of DNA-templated transcription. Bases 165 to 875 code for a protein of 236 amino acids. The transcript has a single exon.